Cucumis melo (muskmelon) is the source of this 744-nucleotide messenger RNA. RefSeq lists its product as uncharacterized. Lineage: Eukaryota; Viridiplantae; Streptophyta; Magnoliopsida; Cucurbitales; Cucurbitaceae. Gene Ontology annotation, biological process: microtubule-based process. Gene Ontology annotation, cellular component: dynein complex. Gene Ontology annotation, molecular function: dynein light intermediate chain binding; dynein intermediate chain binding. The record is from RefSeq and is a predicted model, not a curated record. The transcript is spliced from 2 exons. The coding region runs from base 244 to 594 and encodes 116 amino acids.
CCAACUUAUCCGACUAUUCUUUUUCCAUUAAAUUUUUGGAUUUAGUGAUGAUUCUACGAACAUCCAAUAGGGACCCCAUGGAGAAGGAUACAUUGAUGUGGGUGAGGCUAGGAACAGAACACCAAUCAAAGUUUAUCCCAAAACUCUAUAUAACUAAACUAGUGUUCCCUUCAAGUCCUCCGCCCACAGCCACCACCGUAAGCUCCCUCGUGUGUGAGUGAUAUAAUAUUGAUUAUUUUAGCCAUGUUAGAAGGGAAAGCAAUCAUCGGAGAAACGGAUAUGCUGGAGGCCAUGCAACAAGACGCUUUGAACCUUGCAUCUAAGGCACUUGACAGUUUUGAUGUCACUGAAGCCACUGACAUCGCCCGUUUCAUUAAAAAGGAAUUUGACAGGACAUAUGGGGGAGGAUGGCAAUGCAUAGUGGGGACAGAUUUUGGAUCAUUUGUGACACACUGUUUUGGAUGCUUCAUUUACUUUUGUGUUGGAAGUCUUGCAGUUUUGCUCUUUAGAGGUUCUGCUGCCUCUCAAGAACAACAAUUAGUACCUGACCCAUCAACUCAUCACUUUUCUCUUAUCGACACUCUCAAACCAUGAUUACUAUAUUACACUUUUCUUUCUUGAUUUCUGAUCUCUUCUCUUAUAUCAUCAUCUCAUAUCCCCAAAUUUUUAUCUUAUAAUUAGUAUGUGCUAUAUGUAUCAAAGUGCUUUUUUAAAUGCUUAAAUCACUUUUAAUUUUCUUCUCAA